This is a messenger RNA of Cercocebus atys (sooty mangabey), 1085 nucleotides long. RefSeq names its product annexin A5 (gene ANXA5). Gene Ontology annotation, molecular function: calcium-dependent phospholipid binding; calcium ion binding. Gene Ontology annotation, cellular component: cytoplasm. NCBI's taxonomy places the organism in Eukaryota, Metazoa, Chordata, Mammalia, Primates, Cercopithecidae. The coding region runs from base 282 to 1061 and encodes 259 amino acids. The transcript is spliced from 11 exons. Gene Ontology annotation, biological process: negative regulation of coagulation. The record is from RefSeq and is a predicted model, not a curated record.
CGCUGAGGCCGUGGCAGGGGCGGGCCGGGCUGGCGCGGCCUGCCUGCGGUUGAGUCCCUGGCGGGGGUGGGCCGGGCCAAGCGGGGCAGGGCCGGGGCGGGGCCGCUGGCGUUUCCGUUGCUUGGAUCAGUCUGGGUGCAGCUGCCCGAUCCUUCGGCGUCCUCAUCCCGGCGUUGCCCCGCGUACCGUCGCCUGGCGCUCCGCCGCUUUCCCGGUGGUUCGGGGCACUUGGGUCCCACAGUCUGGUCCUGCUUCACCUUCCCCUGGCCUGACUCGUCGCCAUGGCACAGGUUCUCAGAGGCACUGUGACGGACUUCCCUGGAUUUGAUGAGCGGGCUGAUGCAGAAACUCUUCGGAAGGCCAUGAAAGGCCUGGGCACAGAUGAGGAGAGCAUCCUGACUCUGUUGACAUCCCGAAGUAACGCUCAGCGCCAGGAAAUCUCUGCGGCUUUUAAGACUCUGUUUGGCAGGGAUCUUCUGGAUGACCUGAAAUCAGAACUAACUGGAAAAUUUGAAAAAUUAAUUGUGGCUCUGAUGAAACCCUCUCGGCUUUAUGAUGCUUAUGAACUGAAACAUGCCUUGAAGGGAGCUGGAACAGAUGAAAAAGUACUGACAGAAAUUAUUGCUUCAAGGACACCUGAAGAACUAAGAGCCAUCAAAGAAGUUUAUGAAGAAGAAUAUGGCUCAAGCCUGGAAGAUGACGUGGUGGGGGACACUUCAGGGUACUACCAGCGGAUGUUGGUGGUUCUCCUUCAGGCUAACAGAGACCCUGAUGCUGGAAUUGAUGAAGCUCAAGUUGAACAAGAUGCUCAGGCUUUAUUUCAGGCUGGAGAACUUAAAUGGGGGACAGAUGAAGAAAAGUUUAUUACCAUCUUUGGAACACGAAGUGUGUCCCAUUUGAGAAAGGUGUUUGACAAGUACAUGACUAUAUCAGGAUUUCAAAUUGAGGAAACCAUUGACCGGGAGACUUCUGGCAAUUUGGAGCAACUACUCCUUGCUGUCGUGAAAUCUAUUCGAAGUAUAUCAUUGCCUCCGUUGCAGAGACCUCCAUUAUGCCUAUGAAGGAAGUGGGAUACCAUGAACCUC